Messenger RNA from Chenopodium quinoa (quinoa), 2223 nucleotides. Its product is annotated as protein TIC 55, chloroplastic-like. Gene Ontology annotation, biological process: protein targeting to chloroplast. Gene Ontology annotation, molecular function: 2 iron, 2 sulfur cluster binding; chlorophyllide a oxygenase activity. The transcript is spliced from 3 exons. The coding region runs from base 137 to 1774 and encodes 545 amino acids. The record is from RefSeq and is a predicted model, not a curated record. Gene Ontology annotation, cellular component: chloroplast. NCBI's taxonomy places the organism in Eukaryota, Viridiplantae, Streptophyta, Magnoliopsida, Caryophyllales, Amaranthaceae.
UGGCCAGGAGCUAUGCCCCAACUUACCAAGCAACCAAAAAUUCCCAUUUUUUCUCUCUCUCUCUCUUUCUCAAUGUAAUAAAUACCCAAAUUGUUUGGGACAAUUUUAGCUUAAAUUAAAAGUUUCCAAAAAAAAGAUGGCAAUUUUGCAAGCAAUUCUUCCAUGUACUACUCUCUUAAAAACCCCAAUACUCUGUUUCUCACAAACCCCAUCAAAUUCCCACCUGAAACUUCACAAUUUCAUCAAGACUUCAAAUCAAAAACCCAAAUUAUCAUUCAAUAAACUACAUGCAAUUGCAUCAGAUGUUGCAGUUGGAUCAUCAGCUUCAGGAGAAGAAGAUGAAGUGUUUGUGGGUCCCAGCAGUGAAGCAGAAGUCAGAGGAGAGAGAGAGGUGGUAGAUUAUGAUUGGACAGAAGAAUGGUACCCACUUUACUUGACUAAGAACAUUCCAGAAGAUGCUCCUUUGGGUCUUACUGUUUUUCAUAAACAGCUUGUUUUGUUUCGUGAUGCUUCUGGUGAGCUCAGGUGCUACGAAGAUCGUUGCCCCCACAGGCUAGCCAAACUUUCAGAAGGGCAAUUAGUUGAUGGGAGGUUGGAAUGCUUAUACCAUGGUUGGCAAUUUGAAGGCGAAGGCAAAUGUGUGAAGAUACCUCAGCUUCCAGCAGAAGCCAAAAUUCCUAAACAAGCAUGUAUAAGGACUUAUGAAGUGAGAGAUUGCCAAGGAGUUGUGUGGGUGUGGAUGUCCCAAAGAACCCCGCCAAACGCCAAGAAAAUCCCUUGGUUUGAAAACUUUGCUAGGCCAGGUUUUCAAGAUGUCUCGACGACACAUGAGCUUCCAUAUGACCACUCUAUUCUCCUCGAGAACCUAAUGGAUCCAGCCCACAUCCCGAUCUCCCAUGAUCGGACUGAUUGGACUGCAAAGCGUGAAGAUGCUCAACCUUUGCUUUUCGAGGUUACUGAGAGAACAGAACGAGGAUUUGCUGGCUGGUGGGGAAAAGAAAGCGAGAAGUCUAUGCUUAAUUUUCUGAGGUUUGAGGCACCUUGUGUGCUGUCAAAUAGCAGAGAGUUAGUUGAUGAAAAGGGAGAGAAACACUACUUCACUGGGCUCUUCCUUUGCAGACCAUCAGGACAGGGUAAAUCCAUGCUCAUUGUGAGGUUUGGAACCACUAAACGAUCGCCUCUUGCUAAAUUUUUCCCCAAAUGGUAUUUCCACCAAAACGCUAGUAAGGUAUUUGAGCAAGACAUGGGCUUCCUUUCGUCUCAAAACGAGGUUUUGAUCACAGAGAAAGUCCCCACAAAGAAACUCUAUUUGAAUCUGAAGUCUUCUGACACUUGGGUUGCAGAAUACAGGAAGUGGAUGGAUAAAGUUGGACAUGGUAUGCCUUACCAUUUUGGGCACAGUACUAUUUCGCUCCCUGAAGUUCCAGCAGUUGUUGAGCAUGCCCCAGCAGGCCUAGUUGCUGGGCUCUCAGCUCAAUCUCCUGCUAAAGGUGGGCUAGGGACAAUGUAUGCUCCGAAUUGGGCUAACAGGUAUUUCCGACAUGUGAUCCAUUGCAAGGAGUGUAGUGGUGUUUUACAAGCAUUUGAAGCAUGGAAAAAAGCCCUGUCUGUCAUCGCUGUUUUGUCCACUGGAUUUGCCAUACUUGUUUCAGGAAGACAGUGGAAAGCUCUUUGGUUAGUUACCACUUCACUGUGCUUGGCUGGAGUAUAUGCUUGCUCUGCUGCAAUAGCAUUGAAUACAACAAAUUUUAUUAGGACUCAUCGAAGGCUGUAAAAUUUUCCCGUGUUUUCUGAGGAUAAAUUCUGGAUUGGAAAUUAAGAGAUGCUCACUUCAACAAGAGUCUGAAAUAAGUCUCAGGACUGGGCUACUACAGAUUUCAGAACUCUAUGUUGUACAGAAAGCACAUAGAAAAGAAAUGACAGGUAGUGAAAUAUUCUGAAUUCAAUUUUUCUGUUUGUUUUCAAACUGAGAAAUAUAUCUUUUGGUCGAUUAAGUGGAAUGACUGAUGCCUACUGUGUGGACGGAUGAAGUGAUGGAAAUAGCUAGAUUGUAUUGCUAUUAGAAUUUGUGUGUUUAUGUAAUUGUGUAUAGCUGGGUGAAUUCAUAGUUUUUCCUCAAAAUUUCUGUCUAAGAGUGAUGUAAACAGUGAGUUUGCAUUUGUUAUCAAUGUAAUCCCUCACAACUUAUGUCAGCUAUAUGAUGAACGGUUUUUUUUAAUUCAA